AGCUCAAAUCCUUCUAUUCCAGCAUAAUCAUCGCCACCCCACCUCUCUCUGUCUCUGCAGCCACAGAAAUUGUCAUGGCAAAGAGCGACGUAAAGCUUCUCGGAGCAUGGCCAAGCCCGUUCGUGAACCGGGUUCAAAUAGCCCUCAACUUGAAGUCGGUCGACUAUGAGUUCCAAGAAGAGAAAUUUGACAACAAGAGUGAGCUGCUGCUCAAAUCCAACCCGGUUCACAAGAAAGUUCCGGUUUUGAUCCAUAAUGAUAAGCCUAUUUGUGAGUCUCUUAUCAUAGUCCAGUACCUAGAUGAAGUGUGGACUUCUGGUCCCUCUAUUCUCCCGUCUGAUCCGUACGAUCGGGCCACUGCCCGUUUCUGGGCCGCCUAUGUCGAUGAUAAGUGGUUUCCUCUGCUGAAGGAGCUUAGAACGACAGAAGGAGAGGAAGCAAAAGCCGAAAUAUCGAAGAAACUGAAAGAAGGUUUGGUUUUGCUAGAGGAGGCCUUCAUUAAGUGCAGCAAAGGAAAGGGUUUCUUUGGAGGGGAACGUAUUGGGUACCUUGACAUCGUAUUCGGGUCCUUCCUGGGGUGGCUGAAGGCCGUGGAGAAGAUAGCGGGUCUGAAGCUGGUGGGUGAGCUGGUGACGCCGGGGCUGGCGGCGUGGGCCGAGAGGUUCUGUUCGCAUGAGGCCGUGAAGGGUGUGAUUCCGGAGACUGAUAGGCUCGUUGAGCUGGCUAAGAUCAUUCAAGCCAGACUUAAAGCCCAAUCUGCUCCCAAAUAGUGAAUUUGCUGUCUUUCUUUACUGCUAUUUAAUUCGAAGCUGGCGUUUCAUGUUUCCUUUUUAUUGGUUUCCCUUGAGUUUGUUGGAAGGAGGGUCCCCUUCCCUCCUCAGCCUCAUUACUGGGGCUGUGCUCUGUACUGUACUAAAUCAAAAAAUAGAUAUAGAUAAAUAAAAUAAUCAUUACCAAUAUACAUAAAAUCAGAUGACAGAAUAGCAUUCUGUCUACUUUUAUCUA
Diospyros lotus (date-plum) is the source of this 1005-nucleotide messenger RNA. Its product is annotated as glutathione S-transferase U17-like. Lineage: Eukaryota; Viridiplantae; Streptophyta; Magnoliopsida; Ericales; Ebenaceae. Gene Ontology annotation, biological process: glutathione metabolic process. The transcript has 3 exons. Gene Ontology annotation, cellular component: cytoplasm. The coding region runs from base 75 to 770 and encodes 231 amino acids. The record is from RefSeq and is a predicted model, not a curated record. Gene Ontology annotation, molecular function: glutathione transferase activity.